Dipodomys ordii (Ord's kangaroo rat) is the source of this 1318-nucleotide messenger RNA. It is a transcript of the gene Ackr2, whose product is annotated as atypical chemokine receptor 2. Lineage: Eukaryota; Metazoa; Chordata; Mammalia; Rodentia; Heteromyidae. The transcript is spliced from 2 exons. Bases 186 to 1316 code for a protein of 376 amino acids. Gene Ontology annotation, cellular component: membrane. Gene Ontology annotation, biological process: chemotaxis; G protein-coupled receptor signaling pathway; immune response. The record is from RefSeq and is a predicted model, not a curated record. Gene Ontology annotation, molecular function: scavenger receptor activity; chemokine receptor activity; chemokine binding.
GCUCUGGUGUGGUCAGAAGAGGAGUUACAAAAGGAGGAAAUGGAAGAAGAGAGUUCCUUCCUGUCUCCACUCCCCCCCAGCUCUCUCCAUCCCUGGCGCAUGCUCAGAGGACAUCGGCUGAGAUUCUGCACAUUUCAUCCAAAAUUCCCAUACUGGGAAAGAGGGGGGGGCUGUAUCUUCUCAAGAUGGCCUCCACCACCUCCCCUCUGCCAGGCACCCCCAACAACGUCACGUCUGUGAAUCAUUCCUUCUAUGAUUAUGACUACCUGGAGGGCAUCGAGUUCCUACUCUGCCACAAAGAAGAUGUCCAGUCUUUUGCUAGAAUCUUCCUCCCGCUCGUCUACAGCAUGAUCUUUGUGCUAGGCCUGAUUGGCAACUUCCUUCUCCUGGUCGUCUUGCUUCGCUAUGUGCCUGGACCACGUCGGAGGGCAGAAAUCUACCUGCUCAACCUGGCCGUCUCUAACCUGUGCUUUGUGGUGACUCUGCCCUUUUGGGCCAUUUCAGUGGCCUGGCAUUGGAUCUUUGGGAAUUGGCUGUGCAAAUUGGUGAGCGCCCUGUACACCACCAAUUUUUACAGUGGCAUCUUCUUUAUUAGCUGCAUGAGCCUGGACACGUAUUUAGAAAUUGUUCACCGUCAGCCCUGCUCCAGGCCGAGAACCCCGGGUCAAGGCCUGCUCUUCGCUGCUGCUGUGUGGGCUGUGGCUCUAGCACUUUCCAUCCCCGAUCUGAUCUUUGUGCAGAUCCACGAAGAUCCCCCCCAUGGGUGGAACUGCUACGCAGAUUUUGGGGGCCACGCCACCCCCUGGAAACUUGUCCUGCGCUUCCUGCAGAACCUUCUGGGCUUCCUCCUUCCCUUCUCCAUCAUGAGUUUUUUCUAUGUCCGGAUUGGGUGUGCUGUGAUCCGGCUGAAGCCUAGGGGUGGUGGCCGGGCUGUAAGACUCACAGUGGGACUGGUGGUGGUUUUCUUCGUGCUGUGGUUCCCGUACAACCUGACUCUGUUCUUACACUCCUUGCUGGAUCUGCAGGUGUUCGGCAGCUGCGCUGUCAGCACGCAUCUGGAUUAUGCCUUGCAAGUGACCGAGAGCUUGGCCUUCUGCCAUUGCUGUGGGACCCCGCUUCUCUAUGCUUUCUGCAGUCCCCGUUUCCGCCAAUACUUGAAGGUGCUCCUGGCUACAGUCCUCAGAGAAUCCCCAACCUCCGGGGACUCGGUCCACACCUCCCCAUCCACCUGUUCUGUCAGUAGCAGACACACAGCCCCGGAAGACAUGAUCACCUUGGAUGACCUUGAGAAGAGCCAGGCGGGAAAUCUCCCUUAACA